Molecule: messenger RNA, 1225 nt
Organism: Sorghum bicolor (sorghum)
Lineage: Eukaryota; Viridiplantae; Streptophyta; Magnoliopsida; Poales; Poaceae
Product: calcineurin subunit B
Exons: 6
Coding region: 314-841 (175 amino acids)
Molecular function (GO): calcium ion binding
Source: RefSeq, a predicted model, not a curated record
ACGGAAAGGGCAGCAGGCCCGCGUAUUUACUUCUGUCCAACCCAGCCGCGACGAGGCCCACGACACGUAAGCCAAUGAAUGCUCGGUCGCGGUGGCAGUGGCAGGCAGACUCGGUGUCUCCUCCGGCAACCUGAAUUCUGGCACGCAAAAUACUUCUUGGCAUCGUCUCGUCUCGUGCCCUCCCUUGUUCCAUCCGCACGAGGCCACCGCCCGCCAAUUUCACCGCCGCGCUCUUCGGUUCUGCAAGCUCAAUAGGAGGAGGCGGCGGCGGCGGCAACUGGUGGAUCGUAGCGUAGGGGAAGGAAGGGAAGCCAUGGGGAACGCGUCGUCUAUGCUGACCCAGUACGACAUCGAGGAGGUGCAGGAGCACUGCAACUACCUUUUCUCGCAGCAGGAGAUCGUGUCGCUGUACGAGCGCUUCUGCCAGCUCGACCGCAGCGCCAAGGGCUUCAUCUCCGAGGACGAGUUCCUCUCCAUCCCGGAGUUCUCCCUCAACCCGCUCUCCAAGAGGUUGCUCCGUAUGGUUGAUGGAUUGAACUUCAAGGAUUUUGUUGCCUUUCUUUCUACUUUCAGUGCAAAGGCCAGUCUUCGGCAGAAGAUCGAGCUAAUAUUCAAGGUUUAUGACAUUGAUGGCAAGGGAAAAAUAACCUUCAAGGAUCUGCUAGAGGUUUCACGGGACCUAACAGGGUCAUUCAUGUCCGAAGAACAAAGAGAGCAAGUAGUAACUAAGGUACUGGAAGAAGCAGGGUACACAAGAGAUUGCGCGUUCUCAUUGGAAGAUUUUAUCCAGAUCAUCGACCAUCCUGGCCUUAAGAUGGAGGUGGAAGUGCCAAUCGACUAGUGAAAUAUGGAAAGCAAGCUUCAGUUUUGCCUGCAGAACAUGGUUGUCCAUACACAGUGACACAACAGGGCAAUGAGCAUCCACUUUCGUUAUCUUCUUUGUUACUACUGGUCCACUUGCCUAAAUCGUAAUCUUUGUUGUCUUCGCCUUUCAAAUAUCCAAAAAAAAAGCCUCGUGAUGAGAUUUUCGUCGGUUCCAUGCUGAGUGAAUGGCAUUAGAGAAAAGCAGAUUUUUUUUUUGAGAGAGAGGAAAGCAGAUUUUUUUUUGAGAGAGAGGAAAGCAGAACUUUUUUGGAGGAAAAUCAGAUGGGAAGCAUAUGAUGAGGCCCAUCCCUGUUGGUGGAUGCCAAAAAAAAAAGCUUCGUGAUGAGAUUUUCGUUGGUUC